Messenger RNA from Antrostomus carolinensis (chuck-will's-widow), 605 nucleotides. RefSeq names its product tumor necrosis factor receptor superfamily member 9. NCBI's taxonomy places the organism in Eukaryota, Metazoa, Chordata, Aves, Caprimulgiformes, Caprimulgidae. The annotation marks the transcript as partial. Gene Ontology annotation, biological process: regulation of cell population proliferation. The transcript has 5 exons. The record is from RefSeq and is a predicted model, not a curated record. Gene Ontology annotation, molecular function: signaling receptor activity.
GAAGAUUCGAGUAUUUAAAAGCGUGUUCCUCAAAGAGCGAUGCAGAAUGCGUGUGCAAGGAGGGAUAUCACUGCAGCGGCGACGGCUGCUCCCGCUGCGACCGGAGCUGCGGCGUGGGCCAGGAGAGCACUAGGAGCGGCUGCCAGACUUGCCGCUAUGGAACUUUUAAUGAUCAGCCCAACGGCUCCUGUAAAAACUGGACAAAGUGCUCUGCAAACCAGGUCCUGGAGCCUGGAACUGCAGCAAAAGAUGUAAUUUGCAAACGUGCUUCAGAUAAUCCCACUUUAGUCAGUACUCCACCUACCACAUCUCCUGCAAUUCCACUUUCUAUCACUGUGCCAGGGAAGGACCUCCAGAUGGACAUUACUGGAAUUUCUCUUACUGUAGCGGGGCUGUUGUGCAUAGUGUUUGUGCUUCCUUCGUGUGUAUGCUUCGGUAUCUGGCAGAAAAAGAAACUACACGCUGUCUUCAAGAAAAUGCAUACCACACCUGAACAGUCAGUUCAGGAAGAUGAUGCCUGCAGCUGCCGCUUUCCAGAGGAAGAACAAGGUGAAUAUCAGGACCAUGGCAAAUCCACAGAAAUCAGAGAUCUUCUGGUGAACUAG